UUCUUCCACUCCUCGGCAGUGCAACUCUCUCCUGCCAUUUUCUUCCACUCCUCGGCAGUGAUUUCGAGUGUCUCUCGUCACUUCUUGCGAGCCUCAGGACCCCAUGCUACUACCACUUCAUCCACAUCCUGGUGACCUCCGUUCGGAGGAUAUUCUGUUCCAGAAAUACUAAACCUUGUGCAAAUGGUAACAAGUGUAUUUCCUUUCCCUACCAUGCAAAUACUGUUCACGUGAGGCUUGGCGCUGAACCUACGCCGACGUCAGCCUGCUACAAUAGCGGCAAACGAAUAACGCUACCCAUCUCUCGACAGCACCACAAAAGCCUACCACGUGACACAGGAUGGAUUCCAUGGAUUUAGUGGGCAUGGAAACAGAACAACUCCCAGUGACAGUCUUGACAGACUGGGAGAGCCACAACCAGUUGAUGGCACGCACUGAAAUGGAAUUUGAUGCUAAAGCCAAUGAUAUGAAGAAAACUGGCCUUACUUUGGUCUCUCAGCGGUGUAUCCAGCUCAAAGAAAAUGUGGAAGAGAAGGAGAAUAAGUUGGAAGUGGAGAAGAUGGGAGCAGAAGCAUUCCUGACAACUGUUAACAAGGCAAUGCAACUAUCUGUAGUAGAAGAAGAGGGUGAUGCUGUGAGGAUCUCCUUCCCCUCUUCAAAAUACCUCAUAUUCAAGGUUGAAGAAAAUGCAUAUCGAUUACUCAAGAGCGACCCUCCUCUACCGAAUCUGCUUCUUGCUGAGGAGAAACUCAAUGAAACUCAGGAUCUCACAGGUUUUCUCUUUGCUUUUCACAAGUUUUCUUCCAAGUGAUGAUCUUGCCCACAC
Molecule: messenger RNA, 826 nt
Organism: Darwinula stevensoni
Lineage: Eukaryota; Metazoa; Arthropoda; Ostracoda; Podocopida; Darwinulidae
Source: the annotation of a GenBank genome assembly